Aspergillus alliaceus is the source of this 1301-nucleotide messenger RNA. RefSeq names its product FAD-dependent oxidoreductase. NCBI's taxonomy places the organism in Eukaryota, Fungi, Ascomycota, Eurotiomycetes, Eurotiales, Aspergillaceae. The transcript is spliced from 5 exons. Gene Ontology annotation, molecular function: D-amino-acid oxidase activity; FAD binding. The record is from RefSeq and is a predicted model, not a curated record. The coding region runs from base 146 to 1240 and encodes 364 amino acids.
UGCUGUCCUUGAUAGAUACUAUUUAACUAUGGCCCAAUUCUAAUCUCUUCUCUAUACACUCUUCAUUCCUUCCUUCGUUCUUCCUUGAAGUGAACAAGUCCCAUAAACCACUGAUAAAAUUCUCCCGACGCAAAAGAAUCAAGCCAUGGUCACCAAUAACAUAGUGGUUCUGGGAGCUGGUGUAUCUGGACUCACCACCGCAUAUCUCCUGUCCAAAGAUGCCUCCAAUUCCAUCACCGUGCUCGCCAAACAUAUGCCGGGCGACUACGACAUAGAAUAUGCUUCUCCUUGGGCAGGUGCCAACUAUCUCCCAGUAGGCAAAGCUGGUAGCUCCCAUGCAAGAUGGGAACGGAACACCUGGCCCACUCUCAAGGAGUUGACGGAAAAGUACCCGGAGGCUGGGAUUCAUUUCCAAGAUACGGUUGUCUAUAACCGUACGAAAGACCAAGGUUCAGCAACCGGGGAAUGGUUCUCGGAGUUGGUGCAGAAGGAGCCCUGGUACAAAGAGGUCGUACCUGACUUCCGCAACAUUCCCGACAAUGAGCUGGCCCCGGGUAUAGACAAUGCGUCGAAGUUUACUUCCGUCUGCAUCAACACCGCAAUCUACCUGCCCUGGCUAAUUGGCCAAUGCCGGAAGGCCGGCGUAGUCUUCAAGCGAGCCGUUUUCGAGCACGUGGCAGACGCCGCUAACGCUCACCACUCAUACAAGAAAGCCGACGUGGUAGUCAAUUGCACCGGUCUUUCAUCCAAGAAGCUAGGUGGCGUUUGUGACGACAAACUCCACCCUAUCCGUGGCCAGAUCGUAGUUGUCCGCAAUGACCCGGGCGCAAUGUUCUCCAUCUCCGGCACUGACGAUGCUGACGACGAGAUAACCUACAUGAUGACCCGGGCAGCAGGUGGCGGAACGGUAAUCGGGGGAUCCUACCAGAAGGACCAGUGGGAUCCGCUGCCUGACCCCAAUCUGGCCGUGCGCAUCAUGAAGCGGGCCGUUGCUCUCGUGCCCCAACUCGUUGGCAAGGGCCAGGGUAUAGAGGGAUUGGAUGUUAUCAGACAUGGCGUUGGGCUACGACCUUUCCGUGAAGGUGGGCCACGCAUUGAAACGGACAAGGUCAAUGGGGUCUCCGUCGUGCAUAACUACGGCCAUGGAGGAUUCGGAUACCAAGCGUCCUUCGGCUGUGCUACGGAAGCGGUCGAGCUGGUCAAUGGCAUCCUGAAACAGAAGGGUCAGGCUAAGCUGUAAUAUCAAUAGACGAUCCAAAUUUAUAUGCAGAUUAAUUACGUACAUACCAACGAAACGCAAC